AUGAGCGGGCUCCGAGCGUCCGGCGUGCGGCCGGUGCCGACCUGCCUGCUCCUGCUGGGGCUGCUCCUGCCCGCCGCCGCCGCGGGCGCGGGGUGCGAGCUGGAGGCUGCGGACGGCGGCGGCGGCGGCCGGCGGGGAGGACGGGGAGGCGCGGCCGCCUCUGCGGCGGAGCCGGUGACAGAUCCCUGCAGUUCACUCAGCCCACCGUGCUUUACUGAGGAGGACCGAUUCAGCCUAGAAGCUCUCCGCAUGAUCCAUAAGCAAAUGGAUGAUGACAAAGAUGGUGGCAUCGAAGUAGAUGAAAGUGAUGAGUUUCUAAGGGAAGAUAUGCAAUACAAGGAUGCAUCAAAUAAACACAGUCACCUGCACAGAGAAGACAAGCAUAUCACCAUUGAGGAUCUGUGGAAACGCUGGAAAACAUCUGAAGUUCAUAACUGGACUCAAGAGGACACUCUUCAGUGGCUCUCAGACUUUGUUGAAUUGCCCCAGUAUGAAAAGAAUUUUAGAGACAGCAAUGUCAAUGGAACAACACUUCCCAGGAUAGCAGUAAAUGAACAUGCUUUCAUGAUCUCUCACUUGAAAAUAAUUGACCGGAGUCACAGACAGAAGCUUCAGCUUAAAGCCUUGGAUGUUGUUUUAUUUGGACCUCUCACCCGUCCCCCUCACAACUGGAUGAAGGAUUUUAUAUUAACAGUUUCUAUAGUUAUUGGUUUUGGAGGCUGCUGGUUUGCAUAUACACAGAACAGAACCUCAAGAGAACAUAUCACAAAAAUGAUGAAGGACUUAGAAAGUCUCCAAACAGCAGAGCAAAGUCUUCUUGACUUGCAGGAAAGGCUUGAGAAAGCACAAGAAGAGAAUAGAAACGUUGCUGUUGAAAAGCAAAAUCUGGAGCGCAAAAUGAUGGAUGAGAUCAAUGAUGCAAAACGUGAAGCUCAUCGCCUAAGGGAAUUGAGAGAGGGAGCUGAAUGUGAGCUCAGCAGGCUCAAAUAUGCAGAGGAAGAGUUAGUACAGGUUCGUAUGGCUUUAAAAAAGGCUGAGAAGGAGUUUGAGUUGAGAAGUAAUUGGUCUGUUCCUGAAGCUUUGCAGAAGUGGCUUCAGUUAACACAUGAAGUCGAAGUACAAUAUUACAAUAUCAAAAGACAGCAUGCAGAAAUGCAAUUAGCAAUUGCUAAAGAUGAGGCAGAAAAGAUAAAAAAGAAGAGAAGCACUGUAUUUGGAACAUUACAUGUUGCACACAGCUCCUCCCUGGACGAAGUGGACCAUAAAAUCCUUGAAGCAAAGAAAGCUCUCUCUGAGCUGACGACGUGUUUGCGAGAGCGGCUUUAUCGAUGGCAACAGAUUGAGAAGAUUUGUGGGUUUCAAAUCGCACACAAUUCUGGGCUGCCAAGCUUGACCUCAUCUCUCUACUCUGAUCACAGCUGGGUAGUUAUGCCUCGAGUUUCCAUUCCUCCCUACCCAAUUGCAGGGGGAGUUGAUGACUUAGAUGAAGACACUCCUCCAAUAGUCUCACAGUUUCAUGGGUCCAUUGUAAAACCUCCCAGCACACUGGCAAGAAGCAGUAGCUUGUGUAGAUCAAGACGCAGUGUUGUGCCAUCAUCUCCACAGUCUCAGCACGCUUUGCACUCCCCUGACCCUGACAUCCUUUCUGUGUCGAGCUGCCCAGCUCUCUAUCGAACUGAAGAGGAGGAGGAAGCCAUUUACUUCUCUGCUGAUAAACAAUGGGAAGUACAGGAAACAGGUUCGGAAUGUGACUCCUUAAAUUCAUCCAUUGGAAGAAAACAGUCUCCUCCAGCAAGUCUUGAGAUGUACCAGACAAUUUCUCCUCAGAAAGUAUCGCCAGAGGAAUUCUCACUUGAGGAAUCAUCUACAGGAGACUCCUCUUCUCUAACUGCAGAUGUUUCUAGGGGCUCUCCUGACUGUGUAGGCAUGGCAGAAACUAAGAGCAUGAUCUUUAGUCCUGCAAGCAAAGUUUAUAAUGGAAUCCUGGAGAAGUCUUGCAGCAUGAACCAGCUUUCAACUGGGAUCCCAGUCCCAAAGCCUCGUCACACCUCGUGUUCUUCAACCGGCAGUGAUAGUAAACCCAGCCAUGAAGCUGCUUCUGUCCCCAGGAUAAGCAGCAUCCCACAGGACCUCUACCAGAACGGUGAAAAAAAUAAAAAGCCAUCAAAAAUUAAAAACCUCUUUAAGAAGAAGUGCAAGUGAGGCGGGCAGAAGAAAACCUAUAGUAAUACUAUAAGAACUCUAUUUUUUAAAUUCUUAAGAAUGUAAUUCCAUUUGAGCAUUGCAGACUGGAUGCCCUAAUGGAAUACUCUGUAGGUCACCUAUAUUUAAUGACUGUACUGUCAACGGUUGUGCCAGCUGUCAAUGAGAAAUCAUUAAAAAGUUUAGACAGUUUACAUUAAUUUCUGCCUAUUUAUUUCUUUAUUUUUUUAGUUUGUCUUUUUCAGGCUUUUUUUUUUUAAUUUGAUUUGUUGGGCUUUUUUUAAGUUUGUUCAUAAACCAUUUUUAAGCCACUUUGGACUCCUAAGCUUUAAUGGACUAGUAAGCCUUCCUGGGCUUGCCAAAGUUUCUUGUUUACUGGAGCAUCUUCCUAUCUUUCCAUAAAAAUAGAACAUUUAUCUACUGGACUUUAACAAAAAUAAAAGAAGUAGAACUAAAUGAAUUGCACUACUGUUUUACAGACUGGAACAGUCUCUGCAAGUGAAACUGAAAGACUUGUAUUUGACUGAGAAGAUAAAUCUUUUCACUUUUAGAUCUUUGGGGUUUUUAAGUAGAAUUUAGCAUUUCUAAUUGACUUGAUUUCUGGAAAUGGAAAUGUCAUGCUUUUAUUAUGGGAAGCUUUGUUAGAUGCAUUUAUUAUUAGAAUGGUUCAAGUCCUGCUGCAAAGAUCAUUUUUUUCCCAGGACUUUCACUGUGAUUUUAAUUCACUGCAGGCUGUAUGACAAAAAGAAAAAAAAAAAAAGAAAAAAAAAAGAAAAAAUGUAACUUGCCAAGAGAAAAGGCUCUUGAUUCCUUAUGCAAGAUGGUUGUGAAACUUGACUGGAUACUGAAAAAAAUUAACCCCUCAAAAUGAGGAGGGGGAAUAGUAGAUCUUGUUUACAGAAUGACAGACUAUGGACAUUUGGGUUGUGAAAGUCUGUACUGUGGUAAAGAUUAAUAAAUUGGAAAUGUUAAUGCGCUUGGGAAUGUUCCAAUUUUAGCUGAUGCUUGUUUCAGACAUGUUUCAGAGGUCCUGUUAAUUGGAAGCUGUUGUAGGCUACAUUGCUUAUGCUUACUGCUGUGUAUAAGUUAUUUUUUUGAAUUAGCUAUUAUUGUCUUAAU
This is a messenger RNA of Cinclus cinclus, 3321 nucleotides long. It is a transcript of the gene STIM2, whose product is annotated as stromal interaction molecule 2. Gene Ontology annotation, cellular component: endoplasmic reticulum; plasma membrane. The coding region runs from base 1 to 2202 and encodes 733 amino acids. Gene Ontology annotation, biological process: store-operated calcium entry; intracellular calcium ion homeostasis; activation of store-operated calcium channel activity. Gene Ontology annotation, molecular function: calcium channel regulator activity; calcium ion binding; protein binding. NCBI's taxonomy places the organism in Eukaryota, Metazoa, Chordata, Aves, Passeriformes, Cinclidae. The transcript has 12 exons. The record is from RefSeq and is a predicted model, not a curated record.